Messenger RNA from Ostrea edulis (European flat oyster), 2306 nucleotides. Its product is annotated as UNC93-like protein MFSD11. The record is from RefSeq and is a predicted model, not a curated record. The transcript has 13 exons. Bases 44 to 1375 code for a protein of 443 amino acids. NCBI's taxonomy places the organism in Eukaryota, Metazoa, Mollusca, Bivalvia, Ostreida, Ostreidae.
UUUACUCUCUCCUUGAUCAUGUGAUAGGGCGAUAUAAACAAAAAUGGCGGAACCGAAGGUUUUUGAUGUUCGUCUGUACAACAUUAUUGUUUUGGGUUUAGCGUUUAUGCUACUUUUUACAGCUUUUCAAACGGCUUCUAUGGCAGAGCAAAGUGUUUUGUCCAGUGAAAAGAAGAAUUCAAAUGGAACUUUCACUGGAGAUGGUUAUACAAGUUUGAGCAUUAUUUACAUCGUAUUUUCGGCAGCUAAUUGGAUUGCUCCACCCAUUGUCGCUGUUCUGGGUCCCAAAAUUACGAUGUUUGCUGGCAGCAUUCUUUACUUUGUUUUCAUCUUGUCCUUUCUAAAGCCUAUGGUGUGGGCAUUGUACUCGGGCUCAGUGCUGGUCGGUAUCGGAGCUGCUAUACUGUGGACUGCCCAGGGGAACUUUCUAACAAUUAACUCAGAUUCAGAGACCGUUUCUCGGAACAGUGGUAUUUUUUGGGCACUUUUACAAUGCAGUUUGUUGUUUGGGAACAUGUACAGUUACUUUGUACUGAAGGGAAGUACUGACAUCACUGACUCCGAGAGAACCAAACUCUUUAUCGGACUGUCUGGGGCUGCUCUGCUGGGGGUCCUCUGUUUCCUGAUACUGAGGAAACCGGUAUCGACAGACACAGAAAACCUGGUUAAUCUGACAGCAAGUGACAGAAAAGAAAGAGAGAGUCCCUUACAGACUAUAAAAAGAGCCUUUCAUCUACUCAGAACAAAGGAAAUUAUGCUUUUAAGUUUGACAAUAGCAUAUACAGGUAUCGAGCUCACUUUCUUCAGUGGUGUGUAUGGAACCUGUAUAUCAAACACAAAACAGUUUGGGGACGAUGCAAAGGGUCUCAUAGGAAUAUCAGGCAUGUUCAUUGGAGUAGGAGAAAUUCUAGGUGGUGCAGCUUUUGGUUUGAUGGGAAAAAGGACCAAUAAAUAUGGCCGUGACCCCAUCGUUCUGCUGGGAUUCCUGGCACACAUGGCAGCAUUUUUUCUUAUCUUCAUGAACCUUUCCAAUGGUUCACCAAAAAAUUCUGAUGACAUUUCUUCAUUCUUGACACCCAAUAAGUACAUAGCAGUGUUUUGUUCCUUUCUACUGGGGUUUGGAGACAGCAGUUUUAACACACAGCUCUACUCCAUUCUGGGCUUUAUGUUCCCCGAGGACAGCACCCCAGCGUUUGCAUUAUUCAAAUUUGUGCAGUCUGUGGCAGCGGCGGCUGCAUUCUUCUACAGCGAGGUGUUGCUUCUUCAUUACCAGCUACUGAUUCUGACAAUAUUAGGAGCCAUUGGAACGCUGUCUUUCUGUGUGGUGGAAUGGGGUGUCAGUCGAGCCUUCAGGAUGGGCUACCAGUCCAUAUGACUUGAAGUAAGUGUUUAGAGUGGGCUACCAGUCCAUGUGACUAGAAGUGAGCCUUUAGAGUGGGCUACCAGUCCAUGUGACUGGAAGUGUUUAGAGUGGGCUACCAGUCCAUGUGACUGGAAAUAAGCCUUUAGAGUGGACUACCACCAAUAGUCAUUAGUUUUGUAUCAUAUACAACAAUGACAUUGUUCACAUCGAUGUUGAAUCUUUUCUCCAUUUUUUCCCCCGAAUGUACAAAGUGCAGUUCAUAAUGUCCAUGUUCCUGCUCAUGCUUUCUCCUCCAUACCAUGCAGUACAUUAAGGGGAGGGAGUGUAAUUUGGAGUUCUCUUAAAUAGGGGAGCUGGGGAGACAUUUGUUUUUAACAACAACAAAAAUAACAAAAACAAAUUAUAUAUACAUUUAAAUAUUGCUAUUUCUAGAUGGAGCUGGAGUCGAUGGAUUGAGAUUACCUAUGAUAUUAUACACACCAUCAACAGCUCAGUGAGGUGCUGCUGUGAUACAGAGUUGUGGACAGUUCAAGUGCAAUAAUUGUACAUUUUAAAGUUUUUAAAAGUUGUGAAUGUGUAUGUUAUUUGAUGGCUUAUUUUGGGAGUGUGUGUUUGUUUUUUUGUCUUUGUAUGAAUGAAGGAAAAAAGGAGUGCAAAAAUUAUAGUUAGCUUUAAAACUUUAAAUUUUUUUCAUUCUGUGAAUUUUAAAGUGAUUUUAUUUUUAUUUUCUUUGGUAUAAAUUAGGUUGGGCAUAUUUAGAUGUCUAAUUUCACUAAAUCAAUAAAGAUAUACAUAUAUCAAUAUACAUAUUAAAUCAUAUACAUUUAUUUGUGAACACAUUGACUUUAGCAGAAUAUAUAUUUGGAAUUUUGUUUACAUCUAUGCAACUGGUGAUAAAUUGGCAUAUUCAUGACACAGAUGAAAUAAAUACUAUAUACAAUUA